AUGGGGUAUGGCGGGUGGUGAUCAGGACGCUGGUAUGGGGUAUGGCGGUGAUCAGGAUGCUGGUAUGGGGUAUGGUGGUGAUCAGGACGCUGGUAUUAUGUAUGGAGGUGAUCAGGAUGCUGGUAUGAGGUAUGGCAGUGAUCGGGGCACUGGUAUGGUGUAUGGUGGUGAUCACAACGCUGGUAUGGAGUAUGGCUGUGAUCAGGGUGCUAGUAUUGUGUAUGGCGGUGAUCAGGGUGCUGGUAUUGUGUAUGGCAAUGAUCGGGGUGCUGGUAUGGGGUAUGGUGGUGAUCGGGUGUUGUUGAUA
This is a messenger RNA of Staurois parvus, 307 nucleotides long. NCBI's taxonomy places the organism in Eukaryota, Metazoa, Chordata, Amphibia, Anura, Ranidae. The record is from the annotation of a GenBank genome assembly.